Messenger RNA from Dermatophagoides pteronyssinus (European house dust mite), 521 nucleotides. It is a transcript of the gene ND-13A, whose product is annotated as NADH dehydrogenase (ubiquinone) 13 kDa A subunit. Gene Ontology annotation, cellular component: respiratory chain complex I. Lineage: Eukaryota; Metazoa; Arthropoda; Arachnida; Sarcoptiformes; Pyroglyphidae. The record is from RefSeq and is a predicted model, not a curated record. Gene Ontology annotation, biological process: mitochondrial electron transport, NADH to ubiquinone.
ACCUUGUUGUUGUUGUUUGGUUUUCAAAGUUGAAAUAAAUUUUUUUCCCGAAAAUAAAAAAUGGCCAAUCAAAUUAUGAAUAGAUUUUGUUUGAAAACAACACCACAAACAUGGAAACAAUUGAUGAUGCAAAUCAAUCCGAUUCGAUCACUUUCGGCUGAUCAUCAAUUGGACAAAACUCAUACAUUAUCCAAAGCCGAAAUACAAAAAAUCGAUGAAUUUGUCGACGUUGAAACACAUACCGGACAGAAAUUCGAAGAAAAUGAUUAUCGUCUAUCGAGAUUUAUUAAUGGAAAAAUGAAAAAAGUUAAUACACGAUUUGCACGUGAUUUGAUAGCAGAAAUUCCACCAACACCCGUAAAUGGACGAUCAGUUUGUUGUGAUGGUGGUGGUGGACCAUUAGGACAUCCAAAAGUAUUUAUUAAUCUAGAUCAACCGGGUAAUCAUACAUGUGGCUAUUGUGGUCUACGUUUUUAUCAACAACAUUCUGAUCAUCAUUAAUUAGAACCUUGAAAUUCUUU